This is a messenger RNA of Leguminivora glycinivorella, 5200 nucleotides long. RefSeq names its product protein pangolin, isoforms A/H/I/S (gene pan). Bases 355 to 1914 code for a protein of 519 amino acids. The record is from RefSeq and is a predicted model, not a curated record. The transcript has 12 exons. Gene Ontology annotation, cellular component: beta-catenin-TCF complex. Gene Ontology annotation, molecular function: RNA polymerase II cis-regulatory region sequence-specific DNA binding; DNA-binding transcription factor activity, RNA polymerase II-specific. Gene Ontology annotation, biological process: canonical Wnt signaling pathway; regulation of transcription by RNA polymerase II. Lineage: Eukaryota; Metazoa; Arthropoda; Insecta; Lepidoptera; Tortricidae.
CGCGCGAUCGCGCGCGGGACGGACCAUUGUUGUGUGCAGUAUACUCGCGACCGGCGACAUGAUCGUUCCCCGACAGUAAACAACCUCAAAAACUGCCGGUAAACAAAAAUAAUGACCAGUGUACCACAUUACGUGCGCGAGUGCCAACAGUGUGUGAUAACCAAGAAGCGUGUGCAGUGAAGUGUUUUCAAACGUGUUUUGGAGUUUUGAAGCCAUGCUCGAUGUGUUUAGAUAUAACGCAAGUCAAACGGAACGCCUCAACCUUAGCUUAAGUUCAACCUGACAAAAGUUAUCUGUGAUCUCAUAUUAGUUUUAAAAAGUACAAUGGAUGAUAGGUAGUGCGAUGUGUUGAAAAUGCCGCAUGCGCAUUCGAGCUCGGCCGCGAGCUCUGGGGGGGACGACCUGGGCUCCACGGAUGAAGUGAAGGUGUUCAAGGACGAGGGGGACGGGGAGGACGAGAAGCGAAGCUCAGAGAACCUUCUGGAAGAGAAGUCGAGCCUCAUCGACUGGACUGAGAGCGAGGAAAAGUCAGGAGAGCCUUACUCGGGCAAAUUAUCGGUGAAGUCGGAUCUUAGUCCUGUUUUUGGUAAAUUCGACCCGCACCCAGCGGGCUUCAACAUGGGAUACCUCAUGGCUCCUUACCCCUACCCCAAUGGGGGGGCGCAUCCCCUGCCCGUCUCAAUGGCGGGCAAGAUGGGCCUUCCAGCCGGGGGCAGUUUAUCCCUAUUUUGCCCCGGGGGCGACCUGGGCCAACCUCCCCCUGCCCACAUGGGCAUUCCUCCGCCUUACCAGCUAGACUCCAAACUUGCGGCAGGUCUGGCGCGGACACCGAUGUACCCCUUCCCGGGGGGCACCUACCCUUACCCCAUGCUCAGUCCGGAAAUGUCACAAGUGGCGGCCUCGUGGCAUACCCCGAGCAUGUACCCCAUCUCCUCGGCAGCCAGCAGUUUCCGAAGUCCGUACCCCACGUCGCUGCCGAUCUCCACAUCUAGUCUAUCGAGUGAACUGUACCGGUUUUCGCCGACGCUGGGCGGAGGCCUAGGCCUCGGUCUGGGCCCCGCGCUUGUACCCCCGCCUCCCUCCAAGGCUGACCUCGAGUCCCACCACGCGAGAUACGCGAGGUCACUAGAAAAGGGCAGCAGCAGCGCCACCGACAAGCCAACGGACAGUACAGUCAGCAACAACAGUAAAGAGCAGAACAAAAAGCCGCACAUAAAGAAGCCGCUCAACGCGUUCAUGCUUUACAUGAAGGAGAUGCGCGCGAAGGUUGUCGCCGAGUGUACGUUGAAGGAAUCGGCGGCCAUCAACCAGAUACUGGGACGACGGUGGCAUUCGUUGAGUCGCGAAGAACAAGCAAAGUACUAUGAGAAAGCGAGACAGGAGAGACAGCUCCAUAUGCAGCUGUACCCGGGCUGGAGCGCGAGGGACAACUACGGUUACGGUUCCAAAAAGAAAAAGCGGAAAAAGGACCGUAGUCCUGCCGAGUUGGGAGGAAAUAAUUUGAAGAAGUGCCGAGCGAGGUACGGCCUCGACCAACAGAACCAGUGGUGCAAGCCUUGCAGGCGGAAGAAGAAGUGCGUGCGCUACAUGGAGGCGCUGGCCGCGGCCGCGGGCUCGCUGGCGGGCGCGCCGCCCGCCACGCCGGCGUCCUGCUCCGAUGAGGACGUGAAGCUGGAGGAGCUGUCCGACGCCUCCGACGACGACGACACGCCGCUGUCCGCCUCCAGCCCGGGCGGCCUGUCCGCGCUCUCCUCCCUAGCCUCGCCCGCGUCCGACCCGCCGCCGCCGCCGCGCCACCCGGUGGGCACCAACCCGCGCGACGCCAACAACCCGCUCUCCGUCGGACAGCUCACCUCGCAGUCCUGGCCGCGCGCGCAGCCCCGGCCCGGGCACGAGGUCAUCUCCGUCUCCUAGUGCCGCCGCCGGACCCGUGGCGCCAUCUAGCGCCGGCGAGGUUAGCGGCGAGGACUGGCGCCGUCUGGCGGCCGUGUCGGUUGUGAUAACUAAACAUGUGGGUCCCCCGUGUCGGAUUCUACGUAGACGGGUACCGGCGUUCGUGUGCUUUCGAGGCCUAAUAUCUUUUUACCGAACGCGCGGUAUUCUUUUGCGAUAAUCCGUCGGUGUACGAUUGACGUUUCGAAUUGACUUUUGAGUUGGUGACUUGACAUUUAAUUACGCGUCACGUGUCGUUUUCAUUUUUUUUUUCAUAAAUUUAAAGUCGCUUUGAUCUCAAUUUGAGCCCCGGUCGAGUCAUUUAGCAUUUUGUAUGACCGCUCCCGCAGGUUUAUUUUUCAAAUUUGUUCUUCCGUACAAUUUUGGGGUUUUCAGUUCUCUCUCCUUCCGGCAUUUCCAAAUUAUUCGUUGUUAUUUUAAAACCCUAAUAUUGUAUCUGUCCAAACUAGUCACAUGUCAAAUGUGCCAUUUACACCUGUUUUCGUUUUGGAUUUGAAUUAUAAAAAUGUGGGACAUAUCACGAAAGUACAUUAUAAUUACCAAUCAUUUAAGUUUCUUUACAUUUUGAUUUGUUGACAUCGAAGCUGGCUGCAUUAUAAAUGUAUGAAAUUAUUAUAAAUUAAAUAGGUUGAUUUCAACGCCAUCUAUAUCACAGCCAAUACACUAACCUUCUUUUAUAAUCAUAUCGUCACUACUUUGAAAAAUCUCGUAUCUCACGCUGCUCCUCAAAGUUAAAACGCAGUAAGUCUAUAUGCAUUCCAUACAUAUUUACUACAAUUUUCUUUUCAUUGACAGACGAAGAUACAAGCUUUUUUAAAAGUAGUGACGAUAUAACUCUGGACAGUUUUUUAAACUAAUGCAGAAGGAUUAUGUGUCACAGAUUAAAAACACACAAUCAUUACCGAAACUUUUUAUUUCACUUGUCCCGUUCUUGUACUUAUUUGUAACAAUAUCCUUAAUUAUUAACUGAGAUUAAACAGUGAAAUAUAAAGUUAUGGUAGUAUUGCUAUGGAAAAUACUUCUAAAAUUGUCAUAUACAUUGCUCUCUUAUGGAUAUUUCAUUUUAACAUCUUAUUAACGGAUUCAACUCAAUAUUUACUUCAUUGUAUCUUAAUGAUUUCGUGUAUUUUUCUAAUUAUUUUUCAACUACCUUGACGACUUGAUAUAGUGAAAUUCAAAUAGAAAAAUACGCCUGGGAUAUGUCAUAAAUGCUGGCAGAAGCCGCAAACCUUUUUUUGAUCGUUUAAGUUAUUUCGAGUUGAAUUUUUUAAUUAAGUUUAUUUUUCUUAAUGUUUCAUCGGACGGCCUGCACCGUUAAGGUUCCAUGUAGCGUAGUUUUAUUAAGGUAUAGUUUUAAAAAUAAAUUUCCCUUUGUAGCAUGUUUUUGUAAAAAGUUAAAUGUAAGAUGACACAAAGGGAAAAGAGUUUUUUUCCGUUGUGCGGAACAAUUUAGACUGUCGUAGGUUAGUUUAGGCACGUUGUAUGAGUGAAUUUGUAAAUCGGGACUUGGACCGAGUGCUCUUUAAUAUAAGUCGCAUUUUAAAUGGAGUUUUAAUUUCUUAGUUGCAUGGAUUUAUUUUAUCCUGAAGGAUUUUUGACUUUUUUCUAAGAUUUAUCAAGCAUGCGUUACAAAUCAUGAAAUUCUUCGAUUUUGCAUGCAUUUAUUUGUUUAAUUAAAUAAGUCUUAUUAAAAGACCACUUUUAAUUUUCCACUGAUUUUAAUUUUUAAGUGUUAAAGAGCAUUUAGGUACAAUAUAAACCACUGUAUGUAAGUACAUAUAUGAUGUAAAAAUAUAAAAUAUAGGUUUAAUAUAACUGUGUCAUAUUAGAAAUAAGUGUACUAUGCUACUUAUGUAUACAUUAUUACAAUAUAAAAAGUUUAAAGAAAAAUAUUAGCGGAAUACUGACUUGAAACAAAAAAAUGUAUAAUGAAAAAUUUUAACAGGAUAAAUUGUAAUUUUCAUAUUAUAAUUUUUACAUUACGUGGAAUUAUAAUAAAGAAACAAGAGUGUAUAGGACUCGUUGUAAAUAAAUUUGUAAUUCAUGAAUAUUAGAUUUUUUUCGGUUAAAAAAUAUUGCAUUUAUAUUAUUAUUAAAAUACCCUCGGAAUGUUCUCGGAUGGUUUGUUUUAUCCAACAGUUCUUUUUGUUAAUUACUUUUUAUUGUUAUUAUUAAGAUUUUUAACGUUGUUGACUGCAAAUCAAACCCUAAUGAAAAAAAAACUUGAUUACGACUUUUAAAACUAUCAUGAGUUCCGAUGAUUAAAACAGUUGACUACCACUGAUCAAUGAUUUCUAAUUUUGACAAAAUCUUGAUCAUUUUAAGCAUUUUAAUGUUUUUCUGACCCGCUAGCUUUGCAUAGGAAAUAAAUGUGCAAUACUGAACAUGGGUAUAAGUAUAUAAACUAAAUCUUUAAUAAGAUUUUUUUUUAAAUUUAUAUUUUUAAGGUACUUUGAAUUUUACUAUUAUGGAAUUUACUUUCGUUUCGCGCAAAUUUGAUUUGAUUUAUUUUUCGACGAUAUUAUAACAAGUGCCAAAACCAUCUAGAACUGUACUUUGCCAGGGAUUAACAUGGAUUGUAACUAUGUAAUUAUUUACUAUAAUGUCUGUGCCAAAUUGAUAAUGAAACUGAACCGAUACUUAUGGAUUUUUGGGUAAAGAAGUCUUUGUACCAACCUUAUUACCUAUGACAGCUAUUAUUCUUAGUAUAAUUUACAUACCUAGGACAGAAAAGUAAGAAAUGUCUCAAGACCGCAACCGGCAGAUAAGAAAGCCUCUUAUCUGCCGGUUGCGGUAUUUUUUUUCUGUUUUGGAAAACGGUGACUUGACCAUGUGCUGAAAGUUGACGUUUUAAACGGUGACUUCGACAAUGUGCUGAAAGUUGACGUUUUUCAAAGACCGUAAUUAUAUAAGCGUACAUUAAAAGGUUUAUUGCAUGUAAUAGACUCAAAUGGAAACAUAUAAAUAUUUUCGGCUAAGUGUUUAAUGUAUUGUUAAAAAUGAUUAAUGAUUUUUUAUGCAUUAUUAGACAACGAAUUGGUGACAUGGACUUUUUUAUCCAAACCAUCUUACAAGCCAGUCUACAUCGAUGUAUAUUUUAGUAUGUGUUCGUUCUAUAAGAGUAAGCUUGAAUUAUUGAUAAAAAGGUUGAACCACUAGUGGACCAAUAAAUCCAACAAUACUCAGGGCCACUUGCAUCAACGAAAAUGGAGGGUUAACCCACCAUUUUAUAUGAAAUUUGACAGAU